CUGAUGCUUAUUCUACCAAAGGGAUUCCUCCUCAAACCGAAAUUAAUAAUUUAUUCAUAGGCUCAAGUCACUUAGCCUGCAUUGAUCUAGCAAGGCUGUCUUUCUUUCCCUUUCAUUCAUAAGCGUUUAAGUUCCAGAUUUCUCCAAGCAGCAGCUGCUGCUGCAGCUGUGAUAGGAUGCAAACGUGCAUCUAUGCACAAGGACAGGCUACGUACGACUUAAUUGAGGCGAGCCGGGUGAUUGUCCUUAUCACUGGAAAACUGCCUGCGAUCCCAACAUGACAUGUCAGCGAGGUUUCGCCUCUCAUCCGCAGCUUCCUCUCCACUUUGUCAGCAAGCUUCUGCUCGGCUGGAUGUAGUCUGGCUGUUCGCGCAACAAAAGCUUCUAUGCAGUACGGCACUGAAUGAAUUGGGGGAACUCUCUGUCUCUGGUGGGUGUUCAUUGUCCCUUGUGUCAGCAUCCCCCCCACCCUGCAACUAGAGCGACUGUCCCUCCGAGAAGAUUCACUUGCCUGAUAACUGCUCUCCUUGUCAACUCUUCCUUUAAUUCCUGUCCUCCUAGUCUUGUUUUAUUAUAUAUUAUACGCUUGGUCCAUCUCGCCCAAGUUCCCCCUUUUUUUUUCCUUUUUCCUAUUUGUCAGCACUUUUCCAUUAAUGCCUGUUCUUGCUCCAGUGAAGCAGCACUAGACUUGAUAUGGGAUGAAGGCUGGAUGUUGCCGGCAACAUAAAGGAGACCUGGAGGCAGCUUCCCAUUUGUAAAGUGAGCAGUAAUUGUGAGAGGACAGACUGCACAGUUGGAAUCAAUAGUCUGCUUUCUUGCAGCUAAGAGCACUCCAGUCUCGCAGUAGGUCAGGGAAGUAACUCCAGUGCACUGCUGACUGCAGAGUUGUAGAGGAGUAGAAGGCACGAGGCUGCAGUGCUGGUACAUCACGCUUCCUGUUACCAAGGACACAACUUUUCAAGUCAUCACAGGCUUCUCCUCAUACUCUUACACCAGAAUCCCGGGGACCGCUCUAGGAUGGAUGAUCAAUGAUCAGCACUGAUUCCUUCCAAACUGCUCCUCUAAGGUGAAAUAGAUUCUCUGCCCGUGCUUUCAUUUUACUGUACAAACCUCUAAAGACAUGAGACAAGGAGCCAUGCAAGGCAUUUUCACUUUUCCUCUAGCUUUUGGGAUCUUUUUCUUUUUCUUCUGGAUAGCUUUGCAUACGACGCUAAAGCCAGCGAUUGGAUCGGAACAGCAGAUCCCCUUAUCUAUGGUGAAGCUUUGGGCCUCGGCGUUUGGUGGGGAGAUCAAAUCCAUAGCUGCUAAGUACUCAGGUUCCCAGCUUCUGCAGAAGAAAUACAAAGAAUUUGAGAAAGAAGUCUCUAUAGAAGAAAUCGAUGGACUUCAUCUUGUAAAAAAACUUGCAAAGGAUAUGGAAGAAAUGUUCCACAAAAAGGCUGAGGCGGUCCGGAGGCUGGUUGAAGCAGCAGAAGAAGCACAUUUAAAGCAUGAAUUUGAUGCGGAUCUACAGUAUGAAUAUUUCAAUGCGGUUCUUAUAAACGAAAAGGAUGAAGAUGGCAAUUUUGUCGAGCUAGGAAAGGAGUUUUUGUUGCUACCCAACGACCAUUUUAAUAAUUUACCUGUCAAUGUCACUCUAAGUGAUGUCCAAGUGCCAACUAAUGUUUACAACAAAGAUCCUGAAAUUAUGAAUGGAAUUUACUGGUCGGAAUCAUUAAACAAGGUGUUUGUUGACAACUUUGAUCGUGAUCCAUCCCUCAUUUGGCAAUAUUUUGGAAGUGCAAAAGGUUUUUUUCGUCAGUAUCCAGGCAUUAAAUGGGAGCCAGAUGAUAACGGAGUUAUUGCAUUUGACUGCAGAAACCGAAAAUGGUAUAUUCAAGCAGCUACCUCUCCGAAAGACGUAGUGAUUUUAGUUGAUGUCAGUGGGAGCAUGAAAGGCCUGCGUCUGACAAUUGCAAAGCAGACUGCAUCCUCGAUUCUGGACACCCUUGGAGAUGAUGACUUCUUCAACAUAAUUGCUUAUAAUGAAGACAUUCAAUAUGUAGAGCCUUGCCUGAACGGAACUUUAGUGCAAGCUGACAGAAACAACAAAGAGCAUUUCAGGGAACAUUUGGACAAACUUUCUGCAAAGGGAAUUGGAAUGUUGGACAAUGCGUUGAAUGGAGCCUUUGAUUUGUUGAGUGAAUUCAACCACACAGGAGAAGGAAGCAUCUGCAGUCAAGCAAUCAUGCUCAUCGCUGAUGGGGCUGUCGACACGUAUGAUACAAUAUUUGCCAAGUACAACUGGCCUGACCGGAAGGUCCGAAUAUUCACAUACUUGAUUGGAAGAGAAGUUGCCUUUGCAGAUAACCUAAAAUGGAUGGCUUGUGCCAACAAGGGCUUUUUUACCCAAAUAUCCACAUUAGCCGAUGUACAGGAGAAUGUAAUGGCGUACCUCCACGUUUUAAGCAGACCCAAAGUAAUUGAUCAGGAGCAUGAUGUAGUAUGGACAGAAGCCUAUGUCGAUAACACGCUCCCUCAGGCCCAAAAGCUUGCCGAUGAUCAGGGAUUGGUUUUGAUGACAACUGUUGCAAUGCCUGUGUUUAGUAAAGAGAAUGAAACGAGAUCAAAGGGGGUUCUCCUAGGUGUGGUUGGCACAGAUGUUCCAGUGAAAGAACUUUUAAAGGCCAUUCCCAAAUACAAGCUGGGAAUCCAUGGGUAUGCAUUUGCUAUUACCAACAAUGGUUAUAUCCUGACUCACCCUGAACUGCGGCCUUUGUACGAAGAAGGGAAAAACCGAAGAAGGAAACCGAAAUACAGCAGUGUGGAUUUAUCAGAAGUGGAGUGGGAAGAUCGAGAUGAUGUGCUGAGAAACGCCAUGGUGAACAGAAAGACUGGAAAAUUUUCGAUGGAGGUCAAGAAGACUGUAGACAAAGGGAGACGGGUCUUGGUGAUGACAAAUGACUACUACUACACUGACAUCAAGGGGACCCCAUUUAGCUUAGGAGUCGUUCUGUCAAGAGGGCAUGGCAAAUAUUUCUUCAGGGGAAAUGUGUCUGUAGAAGAUGGUUUACAUGAUCUAGAACACCCUGAUGUUUCAUUGGCUGAUGAGUGGACAUAUUGCAACAUAGAUCUGCAUCCAGAACACCGUCACCUCACUCAGUUAAAAGCAAUAAAAAAAUACCUCACAGGAAAAGAGCCAUCAUUGGAAUGUGACAAAGAGCUAAUACAAGAGGUUUUGUUUGAUGCUGUGGUCAGUGCUCCAUUGGAGGCUUAUUGGACCAGCCUUGCACUGAACAAAUCAGAAAACUCAGACAAGGAUGUGGAGAUUGCUUUCCUUGGUACACGCACAGGACUGACCCGUGUGAACCUGUUUGUGGGUCCAGAGCAGCUAACUUACAAAGAUUUCCUUACGUCUGACGACAGAGAGAGUAUAUACAAUGCUGAUCACUUUCCCCUGUGGUACCGUAGAGCAGCUGAGCAGAUUCCUGGUAGCUUUGUCUACUCCAUCCCUUUCAGUACAGGAACUGUAAACAGAAGCACAGUUGUAACAGCUAGCACAGCAAUCCAACUCCUUGAUGACCGGAAAUCUCCUGUGGUAGCAGCUGUCGGAAUCCAAAUGAAGCUCGAAUUUUUCCAAAGAAAAUUUUCGAUUGCCAGCAGACAGUGUGCAUCUUUAGAUGGCAAGUGUUCCAGAACUUGUGAUGAUGAUGAACUGAACUGUUAUCUCAUUGACAAUAAUGGCUUCAUCUUGGUGUCUGAAGAUUAUAAACAGACGUGACCUAAUUUUGGUGAUGUUUGUGGUCUCUUGGUAAAUACCCCAUUGACCGUUUUCAGUUUUGUGAGAAUAACCCUAUAUGACUACCAAGCCAUGUGCAGAACAAAUAAGGAGAGCAGUGACAGCGCCCACAGUUUAUUGGAUCCUUAUCAUGCCUUCUUUGCUGCAGCAAAAUGGAUAAUGACAGAGCUUAUCCUGUUUCUUGUAGAAUUUAAUCUAUGCAGUUGGUGGAAUUCAGGCCAUUCUGUGAAAGCUCAAAGGCUAAAGCAGACCCUGGAGCCCUGCGACACAGAGUAUCCAGCUUUUGUCUCUGAACGCACCAUAAAAGAAACUACAGGCACCAUAGCCUGCGAUGACUGCUUCAAGUCAUUUGUGAUCCAGCAGAUCCCUAGCAGUAAUCUCUUCAUGGUUGUGGUGGACAACGUCUGCAGUUGCAGUUCUGUCGCUCCAAUCACUAUGACUCCUAUUGAAAUUAGAUAUAAUGAAUCCCUGAAAUGUGAACGUUUAAAAUCUCAGAAGAUACGGAGACGUCCAGAAUCUUGUCAUGGAUUUCAUCCAGAAGAGAAUGCCAGAGAAUGUGGUGGAGCCUUCGGCCUUUCAUCCCAGCCCAUGACAAUGCUGCUAUCUCUUCUAAUGGUCUAUAUCUCCAGGUGACCCUGACUGCACUGACCCCAUGGCAUGCCACAUAUUUGGAUAAACUGUGAACUGAGAGGAAUGGUGCAAUAU
Nanorana parkeri is the source of this 4483-nucleotide messenger RNA. RefSeq names its product calcium voltage-gated channel auxiliary subunit alpha2delta 3 (gene CACNA2D3). NCBI's taxonomy places the organism in Eukaryota, Metazoa, Chordata, Amphibia, Anura, Dicroglossidae. Gene Ontology annotation, cellular component: voltage-gated calcium channel complex. The transcript is spliced from 40 exons. The record is from RefSeq and is a predicted model, not a curated record. Gene Ontology annotation, molecular function: voltage-gated calcium channel activity.